UUGUGUUGUAAUUAGAGAAUUUAAAUAUUUUUUUUUUCUAACAGUUAGUUAACGAUAUUUUAAUUCACUUUCAUGCAGAUAUCGGGCAAGUCGUGAAUGAACAAACAUCAAAGUGAUAGUUUGAGAAUGAUUCUUUCUUUCUAUUCAUCCGCGUCUGCAGAUAUGCACGUGCUCAUAUAUCAGUAAGUUUGUGCGCUAUGAUUAUGUUGGUUUGUGUAAUCCAACGAGUACCGAUUGAACUCGAAAGGUGUUAAUAGAAAGCAAGGCUGAAUGAGAAGUUUAAAAUACGGUGAAAUGAAAUGGAAAGGAGAAAGUCGAAAGUGUGCAUCUUUAUGACAAACAGUUUUACACCACACCUGCUGAAAUUCAAUGAAGUGUUUGUUUUAGAAAAUCAUUGCAUAAUUUAUUUUAAUAUUUCCACUAGAUUUCAUGUAGAUAUGAUUUAAUCUGAUAUGAUAUGUACUACGUGAAACCACUGAAAAUUCACAUGUUAUGAAUCAGAACACGAUCAAGGAUAUGAGUCGAUACACUCAAGUAGAGUUGGGCAUAAUACACCCUCUUAUUCUUAUAACAUUCGUUCCGAUGAUAACUGCCAGUGGAUACGGAUUUGAUUCUGCGUCAUCGUGUGAUCCUAAUGUUUCUCGAAAAAGUCGAUCUGCUCAAUUAAUUCAAACCAUUCCAUGUGAUUUAAGCAUACAGGCAUACUGUAACUUACCAGGAUCUGCCUAUCCUUGGCAUGCAGUGCGUCGAUUUGUUCAUGAAAACCAAGGAUUGAUGCGAAGAAUGUAUGGUGAUGUACGGCAUAUAUCAAUUCUAAAGUCUGAAAUUGAUACUAAUAAAAUAGACAUAGAUGAUAUACAUCAAACUGCAGAAAAGUACUCGCGGAAAGAUGCAAAGAAAAUGAGGCAUGUUCAUUUUACUCAUUACGAACAUGGGCGGGAAAAAUUUAGUGAUGUUAUUACAGAACCGCAUUUCAGACCUUCUCAAAGGGGGAGCACUGUAAAAAUUAAUACGAGUACAGUGUCGACGACAACUGUACCAUACUCUACAACCACAAGUGCCGACAAUACAAUAAACACUAGUGACCGAUCCACACUUUUGAAUAUUACGAUCAACGCUUCCACUAAAUCUUCGCAACAAAACACUAGUAAUAUUUUUGCGCCUAUCAGAGAUAAUGAAAAAAUUGACAUGAAAAAACUUUCUGCUAUUGCUAACUUAGAAACUAGCGAUACAUUACGAGGUAAUGAAUCAAUUAAUUCGGUGGAAAGCAAUGCGCCAGAUACUAAUAAAACUGAUAUUACGACAAAUGCCAUUUUUUCAAGUACAGAAAUGUCACAAAGUUCUACAGCAAACAUUUUCGAAACAAGUCAUACGGAUCGAUCUAAAAUUGACCAAACAACUACAAUACUUGGAAAUAACUCUGACGAGAAAGAUAUACCAGGAAAUUUCACGCCUGUUAAGACGAAUAAAAUAGUAACAAAAAUUGAUACAACAAAUGUCAUAAAAACCACCACAAGGAAACCAGAGGAGCAACUAUAUCAAGAUUCAACACAAAAAGAACCAACUUUACUGAAUAUGAAAGGAAUUAAUGCCUGCCCGGUGAAAGAAGAGGUAGUUGCCCCGUUUUGGGCCAAUAAUACGCGCGGAGAGGUGCUUGCGUUACUAAAUCUCUAUCCUUUCGAGCAGUAUGUACAUUGGGAAAAAUGUGCUUUUGAGUUCAAACAAAUGUAUUGUCGAGAAGGUUGCCGAUGUGAACAGCAGUAUAGAUUACAUCGUUUAUUAGCAUAUGAUCCACAUAAUGAGUGCAGAGGUAUAUUCUCGGACUGGUUUAGAUUUCCGUCCUGCUGUAUAUGUAAGUGCUACGAUCUUCCUUUUGACUAUCGUGUAACAUCUAGAAGUCCGAGAACCGUAAUUGAAGAAUCAUUCCAUUAUGUUGAAGAUGAUUUACAGAACGCAAUAUAUGAACAUGCUACUGAUGAUUGGUAUCGUCCGAAAAAGCCUGAACAUGGUUGAACAUAAUUAAAGAAACUUAUCAUA
This is a messenger RNA of Wyeomyia smithii (pitcher-plant mosquito), 2037 nucleotides long. RefSeq names its product protein spaetzle 4 (gene spz4). Gene Ontology annotation, molecular function: Toll binding; growth factor activity. The transcript has 4 exons. Gene Ontology annotation, biological process: innate immune response; regulation of Toll signaling pathway; central nervous system formation. Gene Ontology annotation, cellular component: extracellular region. NCBI's taxonomy places the organism in Eukaryota, Metazoa, Arthropoda, Insecta, Diptera, Culicidae. The record is from RefSeq and is a predicted model, not a curated record. Bases 493 to 2013 code for a protein of 506 amino acids.